Meleagris gallopavo (turkey) is the source of this 1854-nucleotide messenger RNA. NCBI's taxonomy places the organism in Eukaryota, Metazoa, Chordata, Aves, Galliformes, Phasianidae. The record is from RefSeq and is a predicted model, not a curated record.
AUGCGAGGGAGACAGCUCAGCUGUGAAUUUCGGGAGGCUGCGAGAGGGAGAGAGCGAACAGUCAGGGAUCAGAUGAGACGGAGCGGAACAGAGUGCAAGUGUCACCCAAAUGAACAGUGCCAUUAUAUUUCCCUUCAGGCUAGAGAUGAAGAUGGACAUGCUGAAAAUUUUCCCCAGCAGCACUAUGCUAAGGAAACUCCAAGACUUGCCUUCAAGAAUAACUGCGAACUACUUGUAUGUGACUGGUGUAAGCACAUAAGACACACAAAAGAGUAUCUGGAUUUUGGGGACGGGGAAAGAAGGCUUCAGUUCUGCAGUGCAAAAUGUCUCAAUCAGUACAAAAUGGACAUUUUCUACAAAGAGACACAGGCCAAUCUUCCAGCUGGACUGUGCAGUACAUUACAUCCUCCAGUUGAAAAUAAAGCAGAAGGCACUGGAGUACAGCUGCUGACUCCAGAUUCUUGGAAUAUACCGCUAGCAGAUGCUCGGAGAAAAGCUCCAUCCCCAGCGUCUGCAGCUGGCCAAAUUCAAGGUCCUGGACCAUCAGCGUCUACCACUGCCUCUCCGUCUGACACUGCCAACUGCUCUGUCACUAAAAUCCCCACGCCAGUUCCCAAACCUAUUCCCAUCAGUGAGAAUCCAAAUAUUCCACCAGUUUCUGUCCAGCCACCUGCUAGCAUUGUGCCUCCGAUUGGUGUCCCACCUCGCAGUCCUCCCAUGGUAAUGACAAACCGUGGGCCAGUUCCGCUGCCCAUAUUCAUGGAACAGCAAAUUAUGCAGCAAAUCCGUCCGCCAUUUAUUCGUGGGCCGCCUCACCAUGCCUCAAAUCCUAACAGCCCUCUGUCAAAUCCAAUGAUCCCUGGAAUCGGUCCACCACCAGGUGGCCCCAGAAAUAUGGGUCCCACCUCCAGCCCCAUGCACAGGCCAAUGCUUUCCCCUCACAUCCACCCCCCCACGACACCGACCAUGCCUGGGAAUCCUCCAGGCUUGCUGCCGCCCCCUCCUCCUGGAGCCCCUUUGCCCAGUCUACCCUUUCCCCCCGUCAGCAUGAUGCCAAAUGGUCCUAUGCCUAUGCCACAGAUGAUGAACUUUGGGCUGCCAUCCCUUGCCCCGCUGGUGCCACCCCCGACUCUACUAGUGCCAUAUCCUGUCAUUGUCCCUUUGCCCGUCCCCAUCCCCAUUCCCAUCCCUAUCCCUCACAUCAAUGAUUCCAAGCCCCCCAGCGGUUUCUCCAGCAACGGUGAAAACUUCAUUCCGAGUAACUCCAGCGAGACACCUGGAGCAAAGCCACCCAAUAGCUCUUCGUCCCCUCGAGAGUCAAAACAAGGAUCGUCCAAACCCUCCGACUCCUCUCCGAGCUGCUCAGGCCAGUCCCUAAAUCAAGCUCAAGUGCUUCAGGAGCACGGUAAAAAUGAAGUUGUUGACUUGACUGUCAGACCUAGUAGUCCUGUGAACAGUAAGUUUGGUUUCCCCAGUGUGCUACAGGGUCCGCAGGAUGGUGUGAUAGACCUAACGGUAGGCCACCGGUCUAGGCUGCACAAUGUCAUCCACAGGGCUCUACAUGCCCAAGUGAAAGUCGAGCGUGAGCCUAACAGUGUUGUAAAUUUGGCUUUCGGUAGCUCAGACAAAAGGAACUGCAGCGACUGCAGGGACAAUUGCAGCCCAAUUGACUCAAAAACAUUACCAUGCGGUGACGCAGCCCACUGCUGCCCUGUCUCCUUGGCCUCUGGCACACCGGGACUGGAAGCCGGAGCAGCUGUGUGCAAUGUCAUUGUGAAUGGCACAAAGAGCACAGAGGGUUCCAAGAACCCGGAGCCACCCCAGGACCCGAAAAAGCCACAUGUUGUGUGCUAA